AUGACGUUCCCUUCUCUCUGUUUCUCCGUUCUCUCAUUCGCCUUCUUCUUCGUCACGCAUGCCUUCGACAUCAGCCUCAUCCAGAUGGAAGCCGGAACAUGUCCGUAUACGGUGGUUGUCAUGACGAGCUGUCGCUCUCCGAAGUCAACUAGGGAUCAGAUCAAUAUCGCUUUUGGCGACGCCGAUGGUAACCAGGUGUAUGCACCGAGACUUGGCGGAUCGGUAAGAGAAUCAGGGGGUUUGGGGAAGUGUUCGACGGACACAUUCCAAGUUAGAGGUCAAUGUUUGGAUAGUCCUGUAUGCUCCAUCUCUAUCAACCGGACUGGACCCGACGGUUGGGUCCCGGAGUCCAUCGAGAUCUACGCAGAAGGUUCAAAGGCUGUAAAAUUCGAUUUCAGCAAGAGCGCUCCUCAAAACACUUGGUACGGCCAAAACAACUGCAACACCACAGGCCGGCCAUCGUCUCCCGAUUUUCCUCCUCCGGAAUUCCCACCGGAAACACCUGACAUCCCACCACCGUCUCCACCACGGCCGUCUGCUGCUUCCCGGCGUGGCGAUAGUGAGAGUGUUUUCCUUGUGUUUGUCAUUGCAACUGCGAUGGCCGCCGCAAUGGUGCGUUAG
Messenger RNA from Microthlaspi erraticum, 621 nucleotides. NCBI's taxonomy places the organism in Eukaryota, Viridiplantae, Streptophyta, Magnoliopsida, Brassicales, Brassicaceae. The record is from the annotation of a GenBank genome assembly.